This is a messenger RNA of Hyposmocoma kahamanoa, 1710 nucleotides long. Its product is annotated as class E basic helix-loop-helix protein 40-like. Gene Ontology annotation, biological process: regulation of neurogenesis; regulation of transcription by RNA polymerase II; anterior/posterior pattern specification. Gene Ontology annotation, cellular component: nucleus. The record is from RefSeq and is a predicted model, not a curated record. The transcript has 3 exons. Lineage: Eukaryota; Metazoa; Arthropoda; Insecta; Lepidoptera; Cosmopterigidae. Gene Ontology annotation, molecular function: DNA-binding transcription factor activity, RNA polymerase II-specific; protein dimerization activity; RNA polymerase II cis-regulatory region sequence-specific DNA binding. The coding region runs from base 152 to 1354 and encodes 400 amino acids.
GGCUAAGGCUUUUUUCAGGCAGUACAUAGCGGCGCGCGGGCCAAGACGCGCGUCAGAGCUUUUAAGCUCCAGUGUCUGUAGAGGCUACUUACUAAAUUGAUUAUAGAGCCAGUGUUCGGAGAUAUAGUUCGGAUUUUAAGGUUUAAUCAAGAUGUCAGCAGAUCCAGCACCGCUGUCUAAGACAGCCAAAUAUAAGAAGAUCACAAAACCACUACUUGAAAGGAAACGGCGCGCGCGCAUUAACCGAUGCCUCGAUGAAUUGAAGGACCUCAUGGUUGGCGCUCUAGAGAUCGAUGACGACAACUUAAGCAAGUUGGAGAAGGCUGAUAUCCUUGAAUUAACUGUAAACCAUCUCACAAAGUUACAUCGCCCUAAAGACCCGGUUAUAGAAGCGAAGAAGUUUCAAGCGGGAUUUGGGCAAUGUGCCGCAGAAGCGUGCAGAUUUAUUAUGUCGGUGCCUGAGCUAGAUACAAAUGUCAGCCAAAACCUCGUUAGUCACCUGUCGAGACUCAUCACUGCGCAGCCUCUUACCAUUCAAGUGCCCGAGCGUCCGCCUUUUUCCCCGCCGACAUCACCAUCGUCGAUUGUUUCUGAUAGACAGCACUAUUACAGCGACCACGACAGGUCGUCAUCUGAUGCUGAAGAUUCUAUGUAUGCCGGCGAUAGUUCCUCAAAACAAUGGGUGUACAGAACCAACGCUAGAGCGCCUAUGCAUGCCAACGCACCCCUCACCGGCUUGCUCACGACAAUCGAUAAAAUGUCUUCACAUCACACGGAGCAGUUCAACGGUCCAUCAAGAAAUGGUGCAUACUUCAAUAGAGUACCAGCUGAGGCAAAAGAUGUAAUCUUGCGAAAAAUCCGACAACACAUUAUGGAUAAACGUGGCAGCGAAAAUUAUAACACCGGCGACUUGAACGUAAGCGCGGAACCAGUUGAACCAAAAUAUUUACACAGAGAUGAAGCGUACGCAGGCGAUGAAGACCGCGAUCAAUACUCACCACCGCAUGCGUCAAACAACAAUAUUACGCUAGAUUUAAGAAAAGUCAGAUCUCCAACGAAACUUCUUACGGAGAGUUCACCCAAAAGUGUAGUUGCAUACGGCACGAAUCAGUUAGACGCGGCUUCCUCCGAGAGCAAAGUUGAAGCGACGAUCACUCUUCCGGAAAAAUGCGAAUUACCGAUGGAUUACAGUAAUUUGCCGCCAAAAAAGAAAAGGAAAUUGAUCGAGUACCAAGAGUACAAAAAACAAGAGGAGGCAAGGCGACAACUGGACGCUUUUUAUGCGGAGAAAAAAGACCGAGAGAGACCACCGGCGGAACUGGACGCGGACGGGAACAAGUGGCGCCCUUGGUAGGCCAUUGUUUACGCGCCGUUGCUAAUUUGUGAUAUUGUUAGUCUCUUCCACGAAAAAGCUUUAAUUUAUAUUUAUAAGUGUGUUUAAUCAUUUCAUAUUUGUUUAUGUACUACAUAUGUUCACAUUCGUGCCUAGCGUUAGCGCUAGCGCUAGUGUAUUUGUUAUUUAUAAGAUUUAGACCUUUUAUAAGACCUAACUUUAGAUGUGCCAUUGUUUUGAUCUCGAUGUCUUCCUUGUAAAUUAUUAAAGUUUGAAGUCUUCCGUAACUUGUGUUAAGGAGUUUUAUAAUACAUCUGUGUGAUUAUUAUGUUAAAGAAUACCUUUUGUACUUAAAUAAAAAAAAUAUAAAUAUCUAC